AGUUUUCUCUGUGAAACGGUUGCCCUGCACAACGCAGAGAGGUGCGAUCCACUUCUUGUCAACACAUAAAUCGUGACGAUUGAAUAGCAUUUUUAACUUUUGAUUCUUCCUUCACUACAAACCAUUCUACUCUCAUCUUCCGCACACCUCUUAACACCUCCAAUCCGCUUUGCCUUUUUAGGCCUCUACUGCUAUCAAGCCUUACACAAGAAUUACUCCAGAGUCCAUUAGAUCUCAUCGCUGUUCAUCAGUCAUUUGAUCGCCCCUCCGACUUUUAGCUAUUUGUGAAGGCACACUUCGAUUUAUCGAACAAAAACGACGACUAUUACUAACCAAAUCACUAAAUCCAGGAACCAUUAAGUUGAGUCUCUUGGAGCUCGUUCGAUACAUCGGAGCUCUCAUCUACUCAUACAUCUCGAUACACAAUAAUUAGUCAUACACUAGACAAUUAGACGCUAUGGCAUCAGUUGCAGUAUCGACUCCCCUUAAGUCCCACAAGGGACUUUUCUCCACCCGUACCGCUGGCGGACGGAUGCCUUUGACACCAUCCCCUCGUCAACGCACUACGACUACUACUGUCGCUCUCCACAAGGAAUCCUCUCCCUUCACCCCCGAGAGACAGUCCAGCCAUGAUGCGUGCCGACCUGCUGGCAAGUCAGUGUACGGUGGAAACCUAUCCUCACACCUAGCCAAGUCAAGCUCGAGAUCUACCCACCGAAACUCGCCCAAGUCAAACAUUGCUCGCAGUGUCGCUACUCCUCGUAAGGCUCUCGAGCUAGGUGUGUCGGACUUCACUCUUGUCGGCACUGGCCACACCAAAACCCCUUGCAGUGCCAAGUCCAAGAAGAGUGCUCUCCGAACAAAGUCCGGCAAGACUACUAUCAGCUACGGUGCCGACCGAUUCAUUCCCAACCGUAGCAACAGCUCUGCUAUUGCCAAUGCAGGCUCUGGAAAGCUCGACAACCAAGACAAGCAACGACCUAAGACUAGUAGCGAGGGUUCAGCUGUCCUCUCUUCUGCUACAGAUGAUGCUAUCGCUGCUCUUGAAAGCCUUAACAUCGAUGAUGACGAACCUGCCAACUACUCUCGCCCAUCUCCCAACACUGUUGCUUACCAAGACUCUCUGGCCAAUGCCUGCGGUGUUAACCUGAAUACCCGUAUCCUCCAAUUCAAGCCUGCACCCCCUGAGUCUUCCAAGCCUAUUGAUCUUCGACAACAAUACAACCGACCCCUUAAGCCAGCCAAUGCUAGCUCUGCUCAAUUCCGACGACGCGUCGCGACUGCUCCCGAACGUGUACUUGAUGCGCCCGGUCUGAUUGAUGACUACUACCUAAACCUGCUCGACUGGAGCUCUGGUAACCAGGUUGCCAUCGGUCUUGAGCGCAACGUCUACGUCUGGUCUGCCGAUGAGGGCUCAGUCAACUGCUUGUUGGAGACCAGCCCUGACACCUACGUCAGCAGCGUCAAGUGGUCUGGUGAUGGUGCCUACGUCGGUGUUGGUCUUGGAACUGGUGAGGUCCAGAUCUGGGAUGUCGCUGAGGGCACAAAGGUUCGCAGCAUGUUCGGUCACGAUACCCGUGUUGGCGUGAUGGGCUGGAACAAGCACCUCCUCUCCACUGGUGCCCGAAGUGGACUUGUUUACAACCACGAUGUUCGUGUUGCAGAGCACAAGGUUGCUGAGCUCGUCUCCCACACCUCCGAAGUUUGUGGCCUUGAAUGGCGAUCAGACGGUGCCCAACUCGCUACUGGCGGCAACGACAACUUGGUCUCGAUCUGGGACGCUCGAUCGCUAGCAGUCCCCAAGUUUACCAAGACUAACCACAAAGCCGCUGUCAAGGCGCUUGCCUGGUGCCCGUGGAACAUUAACCUCCUUGCUACUGGUGGUGGCUCUUAUGACCGCUACAUUCACUUCUGGAACACCACUUCUGGUGCCCGAGUCAACAGCAUAGAUACUGGCUCUCAAGUCACCAGCCUUCGAUGGAGCACUAGUUACCGUGAGAUUGUCAGCUCCAGCGGAUUCCCCGACAACUCCCUCAGCAUCUGGAGCUACCCUACCCUAGUCCGCAAUGUUGAGAUCCCUGCCCACGAGAGCCGUGUUCUUCACAGCUGCCUUUCCCCCGACGGACAAAUGCUUGCAACUGCUGCUGCCGACGAGAGCUUGAAGUUCUGGAAGGUCUUUGAGAAGAAGGCAGGUGCUGCCUCAGGCGCUGGUGCCAGCGGUUCCUCCGCCAAGGCCACCAUGGCUAAGCAGAUGACCAUCCGAUAAAGCGCCAUGCGACUACGAUGAAUGUCAGGAUCACGAUCAACAACAGUAGGUACAACAAUUUCGUUCUGGCAUCUCUGGUACUGCAUUUGGUGUCUUUUCAGCGCGGCGUUCAUGGAUUUCCCCAUGCCACGGACAUGGAGGGUCUCGAUCCGGAUGAAACGACUUGGUCAUGAGCUACGAUAUUUGAUACCUUAACGCCCGCUUCGGAAGGCCACUAGAAUGAAUCAUAUUCUUCGACAAAUUGUAUUACAAUAGGGAGUUAGGAAAACAUAAUACGGAUUUUAAUAAGGCACAGGGAAGGGGAAGGUAGUUUAGGUAGUCGACAUAUCAAUACGAUAUUAAGUUGACGGGUA
This is a messenger RNA of Hypoxylon trugodes, 2619 nucleotides long. Its product is annotated as WD domain-containing protein. The record is from RefSeq and is a predicted model, not a curated record. Lineage: Eukaryota; Fungi; Ascomycota; Sordariomycetes; Xylariales; Hypoxylaceae. The transcript is spliced from 2 exons. Gene Ontology annotation, molecular function: protein binding; ubiquitin ligase activator activity; anaphase-promoting complex binding. Bases 458 to 2266 code for a protein of 602 amino acids. Gene Ontology annotation, biological process: anaphase-promoting complex-dependent catabolic process; positive regulation of ubiquitin protein ligase activity; positive regulation of anaphase-promoting complex-dependent catabolic process. Gene Ontology annotation, cellular component: anaphase-promoting complex.